AUUAGGGCAAACAAUAAAGCAAAGCGGUUUGACGGGACAGCGCUGCCACUCGCUUUUGUCCUCCUGUUCGAUCGAUCGACCGGCGGAGGAAGCAGCCAUGAGCACGGAGGCGGUGAACCCUAAGGCGUAUCCCCUGGCUGACGCCCAGUUGACCAUCACCAUCCUCGACCUCAUCCAGCAGGCCGCCAACUACAAGCAGCUCAAGAAAGGCGCGAAUGAAGCUACCAAGACUCUGAACCGAGGAAUAUCGGAGUUCGUGGUGAUGGCGGCAGACACGGAGCCGCUCGAGAUCCUCCUUCAUCUCCCAUUGCUUGCUGAGGACAAGAAUGUGCCAUACGUCUUUGUUCCUUCCAAACAAGCACUUGGUCGGGCUUGUGGAGUUACAAGGCCUGUGAUUGCUUGUUCUGUGACUAGCAACGAAGGUAGCCAGUUGAAAUCCCAAAUACAGCAACUCAAGGAUGCUAUUGAGAAGCUGCUCAUAUAGACGAUCAAUUUUCAGCAUGAUAGGCUUCCUAUGAGAGUUUCAAGGAGGCUUGGACUGAUGUAGGCCUCAUUUUAUUAGAGCGCGGAGUACGAUGUGAUUUAAUAGUGCUAAGGUUAUGAAAACUACCUUUCCCAUUACCAUCCGGUCACUUGUUUUAGUCUUGGAAAUGCUAGUAACUAAAACAAGGCAGAAAAUUACAUGACUACUGUUGGUUUCUUAAUAAUCUUCAGGUGCUGCUAAAUGCUAUUCACUUUAUGGAUAUUCCUUUUCGAGG
Molecule: messenger RNA, 758 nt
Organism: Musa acuminata subsp. malaccensis (wild Malaysian banana)
Lineage: Eukaryota; Viridiplantae; Streptophyta; Magnoliopsida; Zingiberales; Musaceae
Biological process (GO): maturation of SSU-rRNA; maturation of LSU-rRNA; mRNA splicing, via spliceosome
Cellular component (GO): precatalytic spliceosome; nucleolus; cytosolic large ribosomal subunit
Molecular function (GO): RNA binding
Source: RefSeq, a predicted model, not a curated record